Molecule: messenger RNA, 966 nt
Organism: Dioscorea cayenensis subsp. rotundata (Guinea yam)
Lineage: Eukaryota; Viridiplantae; Streptophyta; Magnoliopsida; Dioscoreales; Dioscoreaceae
Product: homeobox-leucine zipper protein ATHB-40-like
Exons: 3
Coding region: 201-770 (189 amino acids)
Biological process (GO): positive regulation of DNA-templated transcription
Cellular component (GO): nucleus
Molecular function (GO): sequence-specific DNA binding; DNA-binding transcription factor activity, RNA polymerase II-specific
Source: RefSeq, a predicted model, not a curated record
ACAAACUAUUUCUCCUCCCAUCUUCUUCUCAUUUAUAAACAUACCUCGAGACUUCAACUCUUUUACUUAACAAAUCCUCUUCUCCAUCACCCUCUACCACCUACCACCUCUUUGGAAACAUUCAAACACACACACACAUAUAUAUAUAUAUAUACAUAUAUAUAGAUAUAUAUAGAGAUAUAUAUAGAGGUAUUUGCACUAUGACUCAUGUUGAGGAGAAGAUGCUUCUCUCUUCUCUAACAGCUGAGUUCUACUCACAAACACCUCCACAAGGUGAGGCAAAAGUGAAGAGAAGGAGGAGGAAGAAGGCUAGAGGAGAUGUUGAUAUGGAGGUGAAGAAGAGGAGACUCACUGAUGAACAAGUGAAGUUUUUGGAAAUGAAUUUUGGUGAAGAGAAGAAGCUUGAGUCAGGGAGGAAGAUGCACCUUGCUAGUGAAAUUGGUCUUGAUCCUAAACAAGUCUCUGUUUGGUUUCAAAAUAGACGUGCUCGGUGGAAGAACAAACAGAUGGAAGAGGAUUACAUGAAGCUCAAAUCCAUGCAUGACAGUGUUGUUGUUGAGAAAUGUCACCUUGAAAAUGAGGUAUUGAAGCUGAAGAAGAGGCUUGAAGAGGCUGAAGAGUUGAUAAAGAAAAUAUCAGGAGGAAUGGGAAGCAGUCCAAGCUCUUCAUUUUCUAAUAAUAGAGUGGAAGGAGAAGCUGAUCAGCUUAUGUAUAUGAGUGAGUAUAGUUAUAAUGGUUUGAUGGAUUGGAUGUGUUUGUAUGGAGUGUGAUUGUGGUGAUUCUGGUCUUGUUUUCUUUUCUUUUGAGUUUUCUUUCUUGUUCUUGUUCUUCUUCUUGGUCUUCUUGUUCUUUUUCUUCCCACUAACUUGUUUCCUUGAUGUUGUAGAUAUAGAAAAUUAAGUUGGUUGUGUUGUAGUUCUAGUUUUGGGAAUAAGAGAAAGCAAAGUCUAUUUUGUUUUAUAUAUA